AUGUCGAAAGCUGUCGUUAAGACGACCUUCGAGGCGUCUAAGACCCUCCGUCCCAUCUACACCGGAGGCAGUACUGCGCUGGAUGCCACUGGCCGUUUGCUGGUGGCUUGUAUAGGUGAAGAUGCUCUGAUUGUUGAUUUGGAGACAGGCGAUCAGCUUGCCACCCUUGAAGGCGAUGGGGAAAUUAUCACCAGUCUAGCCAUUACUCCGUCCGCUUCUCAUGUCGUUGUCUGCUCACGUUCCAUGUCAAUGCGCAUCUACUCCCUCACACCGUUCGAUGAAUCGUCCCCCGGUCUCGAGGCGGAACUGCAGCGAACCCUAAAGCCUCAUACUGCGCCUGUUGUUACGACGGCAAUUGAUCCCACCGGCACGCUCUUGGCAACUGGCGCUGCCGAUGGUUCGAUUAAGGUCUGGGAUAUUAGAGGCGGUUAUGUCACACAUACAUUCCACGGGCAUCGAGGCGUUAUAUCGGCACUCUGCUUCUUCCAGGUCCCAUCGCCAGAGGAUUCCAAAUCCUCCUCUAAGAAAAAGAAGACGAGGUCGGACGACAGCGAUGAUGAGGAGAUGGAAGAUCCUGGAGCUGUCUCUGUUGGAAGCUUCCGCCUGGCAUCAGGUAGCGAAGAGGGCAAAGUUCGGGUGUGGGAUUUGAACAAGAGGAAGUCUAUCGCCUCAAUGGAGUCUCAUGUUUCAGUGGUCCGGAGUCUGUCGUACUCUCCGUCUGAGAAUGCGCUACUUUCCGCUGGGCGGGACAAGACCGUGAUUGUGUGGGAUGUACGGACAUUUAAGACUCGCCGAAUCAUUCCGGUCCUUGAAAGUGUUGAGGCUGCUGCCUUCGUUGCAGAUACCGGACUCUGCUUGGUCGCGGGUGAGAAUGGAAAACUGCGCGUGUGGGAUUGCAACAGAGGCGGAGAAGUAACCCACGAGCAGGAGGCUGGGGCCGAAUUUGAAGCAGUGGUGGCCAUUCAAUACACGCCGGGCAUGCCGUUCGCCAUGACCGUGCAUGCGGACCAAACAUUGAGGCUUCACUCGCUCGAGCCUCUGUCGAACUUCAAGCCGGGGACUUCCCUAGAGCCUCUGCCCGUCAUCCGUCGUAUAUCAGGUAAUGACGACGACAUUAUCGACCUUGCCUAUGUCGGUCCGGACCGGUCGAUGCUCGCUCUGGCCACAAACACAGAGAGCAUCAGAGUGGUGUCCAUUGGACCCUCGGCUGAUCGACCGUCUGGUAAAGAGGAAUACUUUGGUGCAGACGUCACCCAUCUUGAAGGUCACGACGACAUUAUUAUCUGCCUUGACGUGGAUUGGUCGGGUCAUUGGCUGGCCACAGGUGCGAAGGACAACAGUGCCCGUCUGUGGCGUCUCGACCAAAAGUCAUCAUCAUACACUUGUUUCGCCGUUUUAACCGGUCACGCUGAAUCCCUGGGUGCAGUCAGCUUUCCUCGGGUUCCACCACCUGCGAACACGCCUGCGCGGGAAGAUCCUCUGAACCAUCCUCCGGCGUUCCUUUUGACUGGCUCUCAAGAUCGUACCAUCAAACGUUGGGACACAGCUAAGCUCCCGGCGCUCGCCUCUUCCAAUCCUCAUACGCCGAAGGCUGUCUACACUCGUAAAGCGCACGAAAAAGACAUCAACGCCCUGGAUGUCAAUCCGUCAUCCACGCUUUUCGCUUCCGCCUCCCAGGACCGUACCGUGAAGAUCUGGUCGAUCGAAGAAGGGUCUGUCAUCGGAGUGCUUCGCGGACACAAGCGAGGAGUAUGGUCAGCACGUUUUGCCCCGAAGGGAACCCCUGUUAUCAGCUCCAACAACCAGAGCAGCACAAACAGGGGACUUAUCGUGACAGGAUCGGGUGACAAGACCGUCAAGAUUUGGAACUUGUCUGACUACAGCUGCCUCCUGACCUUUGAGGGCCAUACGAACAGCGUUCUCAAGGUCUUAUGGCUCCCGCCGUCAGACCUGUCCACCAAGGGAGAGGUUGAAAAUGAUGAGGAGGAAGCAGGACCUUCAGCACGUAAAACUGCUGUCCAGGCACGCCCUCUGGUGGCGUCCGCCGCUGCUGACGGCUUGGUCAAGGUCUGGUCUCCGUACACAGGGGAGCUCGAAACCACGCUCGACAACCACACAGAUCGUGUCUGGGCUCUCGCAAGCCCAACGCCAUCCGGGUCCCGCGAUGACGUUGUGUCUGCGUCUACCCACAAGACCUCCUCCCCCUACGCAAUUGCUUCUGGCUCCGCCGACGCCACGGUGACCUUCUGGACUGACACCACUUCUGCCACUUACACGGCUAAUGUGAACGCGAAUGCCGCGCGCAUCGAGCAAGAUCAACAGCUGGAAAACUACAUUCGAGCCGGAGCUUACCGAGAGGCAAUCACAUUGGCCCUACAGCUCAACCACCCAGGACGGCUUCUUUCGCUCUUCACGGCUGCCAUUGAUGCCGCCGACGAUCCGUACGCCACGGAAGCACAAAAGGCCGAACGCGCUAACAGUCUGACGGGUGAUCCUUCGAUUGACGAAGUUCUCCAGACUUUGGACUCUGAAAACCUCCGGAACCUCCUGCUCCGGCUGCGUGACUGGAACACCAACGCGCGCACCUCCCGCGUGUCCCAGCGCAUCUUGUUUGCCUUGUUCAGAUCCUACCCAGCGUCGACGUUCAUCGACCUCGCUACGUCGAGCAUGGCCAAACGCAAGGAUGGACGCACUGCAGCCGGCAUGAAGGACAUCCUGCAAGCCCUGUCCUCGUACACUGAGCGGCAUUAUCGCCGGAUCGAGGAGCUGGUCGAUGAGAGCUACUUGGUCGAAUGGGUGUUGGGUGAAAUGGACGGUGGCGUCGGUCUCGGAGCCCUCGGCGCUCCAGGCAUGCAAGAUGAGGUCCCCGAGCAUGAGAAAGAUGUGAUCAUGUUGGGUGUAUAG
Aspergillus terreus NIH2624 is the source of this 2904-nucleotide messenger RNA. Its product is annotated as U3 snoRNA-associated protein UTP13. The transcript has 3 exons. Lineage: Eukaryota; Fungi; Ascomycota; Eurotiomycetes; Eurotiales; Aspergillaceae. Gene Ontology annotation, molecular function: protein binding; U3 snoRNA binding. The record is from RefSeq and is a predicted model, not a curated record. Gene Ontology annotation, cellular component: nucleolus; small-subunit processome; 90S preribosome. The coding region runs from base 1 to 2904 and encodes 967 amino acids. Gene Ontology annotation, biological process: endonucleolytic cleavage to generate mature 5'-end of SSU-rRNA from (SSU-rRNA, 5.8S rRNA, LSU-rRNA); endonucleolytic cleavage in 5'-ETS of tricistronic rRNA transcript (SSU-rRNA, 5.8S rRNA, LSU-rRNA).